Molecule: messenger RNA, 1841 nt
Organism: Hordeum vulgare subsp. vulgare (domesticated barley)
Lineage: Eukaryota; Viridiplantae; Streptophyta; Magnoliopsida; Poales; Poaceae
Product: indole-2-monooxygenase-like
Exons: 2
Coding region: 4-1635 (543 amino acids)
Molecular function (GO): iron ion binding; oxidoreductase activity, acting on paired donors, with incorporation or reduction of molecular oxygen; heme binding
Source: RefSeq, a predicted model, not a curated record
ACCAUGGUUUCUGUUCAGAGGAUGCCAGGCGAUAUGGCUCAAGCGCUCAUCAUCUCCGCUCAAGUUCUGCUCUCACUCUUGCUCUGCUUCUUCGUAGUAGGCCGCUACUACUUGGCAAGGCGAUCAGCGAACGAUUGCCACGACAAUGGCCGCCGUCUCCCACCGUCGCCUCCGAAGCUCCCACUCAUAGGCCACCUGCACCUCAUCGGCCCCGACCCGCACAUCUCCCUCGCCGAGCUCUCCCGGAAGCAUGCCGGCAGCGACGGCCUCAUGCUGCUCCGCCUCGGCCAGGUGCCCAACCUCGUCGUCUCAUCCCCCAGCGCCGCCGAGGCCGUCCUGCGCACGCACGACCACGUCUUCGCCUCCCGCCCGCCGUCCAUCGUCGCCGACGUCCUCCUCAGUGGCCCCUCCGACGUCGCCCUCGCUCCCUACGGCGAGUACUGGCGGCAGGCGCGCAAGCUCGUCACCACCCACCUGCUGAGCACCAGGAAGGUGCGCGCGCUCCAGGGCGGCCGCGAGGAGGAGGUGCGCCUCGUGGUCACCAAGCUCCGGGCGGCCGCGGCCGCGCGCUCUGCCGUCGACAUGACUGAGCUGCUCGGCGCCUUCACCAACGACGUCGUGUGCCGCGCCGUGUCCGGGAAGUUCUUCAGGGAGGAAGGCAGGAACGAGCUGUUCCGGGAGCUCAUCGCCGGGAACGUGGCCGUGAUCGGGGGUUUCAAUCUAGAGGACUACUUCCCGAGCUUGUCAAAGAUCGGUCUUAUCCGGCGAGUGGUGCUGGGCAAGACGAACAGGCUGAAGAAGAGGUGGGACGAGUUGCUCGACAAGAUCAUAGACGACCACACAACGAAAUCAACAUCGCUAGAAGGUUUACAUCAUCAUCAACACGAUGAGCUAGAGCAACACCAACAAGAUCAAGACAGAGACUUGGUGGAUGUUCUCCUCUCUCUUCAACAUGAGUACAAUCUCACUAGAGACAACGUCAAGGUCAUCUUGCUGGACAUGUUCUCUGCGGGCACAGACACGUCAUCCAUCGUCCUGGAGUUCGCCAUGGCGGAGCUCAUGCGGAAGCCACACCUUAUGGCCAAACUCCAGGCCGACGUGAGGAGCAAGACACCCAAGACCCAGCAAGCAGUCAAGGAGGAUGAUUUGGGCAACAUGUCCUACCUCAAGGCCGUGGUAAAGGAGACGCUCCGGCUUCACCCGCCGGCGCCGCUCCUCGUCCCGCACCUAUCCAUGGCCGAGUGUGAUGACGUUAACGGCUACCUAGUCCCAGCCAGGACACGCGCCAUCAUCAACGCGUGGGCUCUCUGCAGAGACACCGAGUUGUGGGGGGAGAAGGCGGAAGAGUUCCGGCCGGAGAGGUUCAUGGAUGGGGCAAAAGCGACCGCCGACUUCAAAGGUAGGGAUUUUCAGUUCUUACCGUUUGGAGCCGGGCGGAGGAUGUGCCCCGGCAUGGGCUUCGGGUUGGCCACGGUCGAGGUCAUGCUCGCCAACCUUGUCUAUUGCUUCGACUGGGAGCUUCCCGACGGGAUGAAGGAGGAGGAUGUUGACAUGGCCGACGUGUUUGGAGUGACGAUGCGUCGGAAGGGGAAGCUUGUUCUUGUCCCAAGAAUACCGCGAGAUGAAAACAUAUAGUGCAUGGGCACCAUACUAUCAGUUAGUAUAGCCGCAAUGAAAAUUUAUACCAACCCAAAUAUGAACAUCACCUAGUUAUGCUUCUCUCCUACACGAUGUAAAACGCAGGAAUAACUGUACUUUUUGCAGGAACUGUUUCUUUUGGAGAGAUAAUUAAAUACACAUGUUGCAUUGGACUUCUCAAAAGAAGUGAAAACAUAUAAGGU